UGUCUGCUUUCGAAGGACUCGAAAAUUAUUUUCAUGUUGAAAAAUAAUAGCUGCAACGAUAUAUAAAUAAACUUUAAAAAUUAUCAGAAAGUUUGAAAAUGGAACAAAACAUUCGGACCGAUAAAGCUAAACAAUGAAUUCUCUAGUUAUUUUUUUGUGAAUCUUGUGCAGUGAAAUUGGAAAAAGACAUGUCCUAUAGUGUUACAUUGAUUUGAUUAGUGCUGUUUGUGAGUUACAACAAUGUCUGACGAAGAUGACUCAUCACCUGAUUGGGCAUUGGCCCCAACAAAUAAUGUACCAGUUCUAGGUAUAAAGCGGCUGAAGCAAAUAGAGACGAUGUUUGUCUCGCGGCGCCUGCAGGGCCCAAGGACUCAGGGCCUCAGCGUCGAGACCCUGAUAGACAUGCUACUGGUGCUUUACGACGAAUGCUGCAACAGCAGUCUUCGAAGGGAGAAGGCGAUAGCGGACUUUAUACUAUACGUUAAACCAGUAGCGACAGCUCUGAAACGCCUGCGACUGUCACGAGAUGACUUCGAGCUGGUGAAGGUGAUUGGGCGCGGUGCGUUUGGGGAGGUGUGCGUUGUGCGUGCAUCAUUCAUGCAGGGCACUGAUUGUGGGGUGAACAGCACGGGGGGUACAGUGUCGGCCACCGCGGGGGACAGAGUUUAUGCCAUGAAGAUACUCAACAAGUGGGAAAUGCUGAAGCGGGCCGACACUGCGUGCUUUCAAGAGGAGCGCGACGUUCUCGUUUUCGGGGACAGGAGGUGGAUCACCAACCUACAUUACGCCUUCCAAGAUGAGCACAACCUGUACUUGGUGAUGGACUACUACUGCGGCGGGGAUCUUCUUACGUUGCUGUCCAAAUUCGAGGAUCGUUUGCCGGAGGACAUGGCGCGGUUCUACAUCGCAGAGAUGGUGUUGGCGGUGCACAGCGUGCACGAGUUGCGAUACGUGCAUCGAGACAUAAAGCCAGACAACGUGCUCCUAGAUGCAAGUGGCCAUAUCCGACUAGCCGACUUCGGAUCCUGCUUACGAUUGGGCGACGAUGGAAAAGUACAAAGUAACGUAGCUGUAGGUACACCAGAUUAUAUUUCGCCUGAAAUUUUAAGGGCGAUGGAAGACGGUCAGGGGCGAUACGGACCGGAAUGCGACUGGUGGUCACUUGGUGUGUGUAUGUACGAGAUGUUGUUCGGCGAAACGCCCUUCUACGCGGAAUCGCUGGUGGAAACAUACGGGAAGAUAAUGAAUCACGCGCGGUCCUUUCACUGCCCCCCGCCGGACGAACACGCCGCUCAGGUGUCAGAAGAAGCCAAAGAUCUUAUCCGGAGGCUAAUAUGCGCUUCGGAAACUAGGUUAGGGAGAAAUGGGCUACAGGAUUUCAAGAGUCACCCAUGGUUCGCCGGUCUGGACUGGGAUAUGGUACGGGAGAUGCAAGCGCCUUUCGUUCCGGACGUGUCGAGUCCCACAGAUACAUCCAAUUUCGACGUCGACGAUACAGAUAUACGGUUAUCGGAAGCUGUACCUCCACCUCGGGCGUCGGCGGCCUUUUCCGGCCUACACCUGCCUUUCGUUGGGUUUACUUUCACCGGCGGCUCGCGUCUAUGUGACUUAGGCGCGCCGACACCACUAAGCCCGGCUAAAAAUGCCACAAAACAGGCGCCAUCUAACGCAAGCGACCGUGCGGCGCUCAAAGCGCUUGAACGGGAAAAUGCGUUACUUGCUCAAACCAUCGCCGAUCUCCGGGCUGGGGACCCGGCCGAAACCGCUACAGAAGAGGUAUCGCAUCUCAAAGAAGAGAUAGUGGCACUUACCAUGAAGAAUGGUGAGCUUGAAACACAAUUGAGGAGAUUCGAACAAGUCAACGCGACUAUUGGUUCACAGGAAAUAUCGUCAUCACCUCAAGAAAUGGCGACUCGUGUAAAAGAACUAGAGGUUUUAGUGAGCGCCCUCAAUCUAGAAAAGGAAGAACUGCUCAAAGAUAGAACGGAUACCAUUGAGAAGUUGAGAUUCCAGGACAAAGAGCUAAAGGACGCUGUGUCACAACGCAAGCUCGCAAUGACAGAGUAUAACGAAGUGACCGAUAAACUCUCUGAACUGAGGCAGCAGAAGCAGAAACUGUCGCGGCAGGUCCGGGACAAAGAGGAAGAACUGGAGGUGGCGAUGGCGAAGAUCGAUGGAUUAAGACAGGAUAUCCGGCGCGCGGACAAGUCGCGGAGGGAUUUGGAAGCAAGGCUUGAUACUGCUCUCACUGAAGGCGCUAAGGAGCGCAAGUUGCGCGAGGAGGGUCUCCGGUUGCAGCGGGUGGAGGCGGUGGAGGCGGCGGGCGGGGCGGGCUCCACGGCCGCCGAUGUGGCCAAGCUACAGGCGGAUAUCGAGGCAUUGGAGAGUCAAUACUCGGAGUCGCUCGCUCAACAGCAGGCUCGCUACGCGGCGGAACUGGCCGCACUACGAGACCAGAUGCACGAGGGUGACGCGCUACGGUCGCGGCUCAACAGAGAGUUGCAAACGUCAAAGGAGAAACUGGAGAACCGUCGUCUGGAACAACUGAACGACAGCGAAGAUAAACAGAUGUUAAUCAAUGAGAAUAGGAAACUCGCCAAGGAUCUUGACGCAAUGGCAGAAAAUGGUAGAAGAUGGCAGGCGGAGAGGAGACAGUUCGAAAUGGAAUUGGAGGAGCUACGGGCUAAGCGAGACUCGAUGCAACAUUGGGAGACGCAGAUUGCAGACAUUAUCCGAUGGGUGGCUGACGAGAAGGAAGCACGCGGGUACCUUCAAGCUCUCGCCACAAAAAUGACCGAGGAGUUGGACUAUAUCAAGCAUGCGAGCGUCACGCGCACGUUCGGGCCGCCGUCGUCGCCGCCCGCGGUGAGUAGCGGCACGGGCGGCUGGCGCGACCGGCGCUCGCAGAAGGUGGACAAGAUGGAACUCCUCACGCUGCAGAACUCGCUCCAGUCCGAGGUGCAGGCCAAGCAGGCGGUCGGGGAAGAGCUGAGCAGGACCCGAGCUGAACUGCUCGCCAGCCAAAGGGAGCUUUUGGAGACCCGCCAACGUCUGGACACGUUGGCGCACGACAUGAAACGCAAAGAGCAGCACAUCCGGGACAUCCAGGCGAAGUUGGAUCAGCCGCACCAGCCGUCCAACUCCUCGAGGCAAGGGUCUGCCAAGUCUUCGAGCUACUGGAGUGGUAAAGAAGAGAACGUUUUGGACCGUCCGCCAUCGCAGAUGAGUUAUUUGGAGCAGUUCUUGAAGGAAGCGCCUACGGAACGCCAUUACGACAAUGUGGCUUCUAUGAACAACGAACAGAAGAUGUCGCCGCAGUACCGUUACAGAAACGUUCAGCAUUGUUGCAAUGCAAAGAUGAUGUACGGUUCGCAACAGUCGACUGCUCUGAGCGGCUCAGCGGAGUCGCAGGACGAAAUGGAAGGACGCGCCGCUUCGCCGAUUUCAUGCAAGAGCUCCCCCAGCGAGAUGUCUACAUAUUCCCUACAAGAUCCUACCCUAGGACCCGCUGUCCCCGGCAAACAGAAAGUUCACCAGUUCUUAGUGAGGACGUUCAGCAGUCCCACCAAGUGUAACCACUGCACGUCGCUUAUGAUUGGUCUAACGCGUCAAGGCGUUGUGUGCGAGACGUGCGGGUUGGCUGUGCACACGCGUUGUUGCGGACGGGUGGCGCCGCGUUGUCCCCUGCCCCCCGAGCGAUCUCGCCGCCCGCUCGGCAUAGACCCCGCGCGGGGACAGGGCACAGCCUACGAGGGCUACGUCAAGGUACCAAAACCGGGCGGGGUGAAGAAAGGCUGGAUGCGACAGUUCGUCGUCGUGUGCGAUUUCAAAUUGUUCCUCUACGACAUAUCGCAAGAUAGAAAUGCCCUACCAUCAGUGUGUGUCAGUCAAGUUUUGGAUAUGCGGGACCCUGAGUUCAGCGUCACCUCUGUCAAGGACUCCGAUGUCAUACACGCAAGCAAACGGGACAUACCUUGUAUAUUUAGGAUAUCAACAUCACAACUAGAAGGUGGCAAGAGGUACCACACACUCAUGCUGGCGGAAUCGGAAUCGGAGAAGACGAAGUGGGUAGUGGCUCUAAGCGAACUGCAUAGGAUACUGAAGAGGAACAAUUUGCCAGACAAAUGUGUGUACAGCACGGCGGUGCUGGCGGACGCGAGCGGCGCGGCGGCGGUGCGCGGCGCGCAGUGCGCAUGCGUUGUGGAGGCGACGCGCGUGUGCGUGGGCGGCGAGUUCGGACUGGCGCUACUCGACCUUGAGCGUGCCGAGAUAGUGCCGCGCCGUGCCAUCGCGCCCGUGCACCGCCUGCGCUACGUGCCGUCCGAGCAGUUGCUGGUGGUAAUCGCGGGUAGAGGCAGACACGUCCGCCUGGUGCCGAUCCGCGCGCUCGAGUGCCCAGAGGCGGAGAGUGUUAAGCUGGGCGAAGCGAAAGGCGCGGUGGACGUGGCGGUCGGAGAACUGCACUCUUCAGCGUAUGGCUUUGCCGUAGUGUGCAAGAGACAGAACUCAUGGGUGGUAAUAGUGUACGAGAUAACCCGCACGGCGGCGCGUCGUUGCCGCAUUGCGGAGCUGCGGGCCGCGGCGCCAGUACUCAGCGUGCAACUACUACGAGGUCGCUUGCUCUUGGGCUAUAGGGGCGGUCUGGUCGCACACACGUUGCGGCCCAACCACGACCCGCAUCCGCACCCGCCUGCCGUUUCGCUCGUACAUCCAGAGAACCAGGUGGGGGUGUUCCUAGCACAUUCGGGGGCCAGGCCGCUUUGCGCAAGACCAGCGGGUCAGGACUGGUUGCUGGUUUUCAGUGCGUUGGCACUCUACGUAGACCGUGCGGGUCUACGGGCGCGAGAUACUGAACUGAUGUACACCGCGCACCCUGUAUACCAUGCUAUCAACGACACCCACCUUUUGAUAUUUACAACGUCGCACAUAGACAUCUACGACAUUGAGUCCGGAGAGUGGGUGCAGACUAUUAAUUUGCCGAACGCUCGUCCGCUCGACGAAGCGGGCUGGAUUGUGUUAGUGGGUGGCGCGGGCACCGCCUUCCCCUUCUCCGCUGACACCGCGCCCUACCUCGUUUACCUGCGACCUUUGUUAUCACAGGGACCGCUAAACUUGGACCACACUACAUACGGCACGAACAAGCGGAGGUUUUCAGUUCGCGAACAGUCGCACCAAGCGAUAGAGGCUCACAACAGAUUAUCGGAACGUCGCUCGAAGUUGAUCUCAGCACCAACGAACUUCGCGCACGUCUCGCACAUGGGCCCCGGGGACGGCAUCCGAUCCCAACGGCUGCUAGACCUUCCCACCACCGUGGAGACGGCUGACCAUGAUCAUCACCACCAGCAGAUGUUCGGCAGUCGAGAUAGCAGUAAACGGACUUCGCCUUUGACGAUAUCUCAUCCCACCGGAUCCUAUAACGGAUCAUGGCGCGGCAGGUCUCGAGAUGCACCAACGGAAGCCCCUCCGUCACCGCCUACGCACAGGGCGAUGGAAAGGUCUGUCGGCGGCGGUUCGCUGGGCAGCGGGUCAGCGUUGGAGCGCUGCCUCACACCCUUGAGCCUGGGCAGCAUGAGCUCGCUGCACGACGUGCUCAAGUUGGUUUGCCCACAGGUGGGCACGGAGCUGGGCGAGGGACUACAGUCGGAGGACAGUAGCGGCGCUUCCCCGCCGCACCCCAACGACCCCUGAUGAAGCCAGCUGGACACGUAUUGGAAAAUCGACAUGUCCAGAUUCUACGCUUGCUUUUGUUAACGCGGCUCUCGAGAUAUAUGCGACCGCCGUACGGACAAUAGCUUGAUUACCGUGCAGUGAUACAUAGUUAUAUUAUAUACAUUGACGUAAUAGUAGUAUUAUUUAUGUUACACCGGAGCGAAGCGAGCGUCAAUCUCCGCACGCUGACGUGUUGUUUGCGAUUUUUUUUUCCAAAGUAUUCCAUAUAUAUAAAAAUUUCCGAGUGUGACAAUAGAAAUUGUGUCUACGGCGACUUUUUGUAGCGACACAGUCGCGCGUGACGCAUGUGCGACGGCAUUUAUUCAUAUUAUGGUCGAUUGUUUCACUUACUAAGUGGAACAGUAGCGGAUUUUUUUUAGUAAUACAGUCGCUCGUUAUGUAUGUGCGACUGCUUCUACAUGUGGUUGGUUGUCGCAUUUGCAACGCGCAACAGAAGCUCUACAGUAGCUACUUUUUGUAGCUAUACAGUCGCGCGUGUUGUUUGUGCGACUGCUACUACAUGUAUUUGUUAGUUGCAUUGACUAAGCUCAACCGAAGUGAUCGAGUACCGACUUUUUGUAGCGAUUCAGUGGCGCGUCUUGUAUGUGCGACUGCUACUACAUGUGGUUGGUAGUCGCAUUAGCAAUGCGGAAACAAAGCGACACAUUAGCAACUUUUUGUAGCGACACUGUCGCGCGUGUUAUAGUGGCGAUAUAGUCAGACUUUGAUAUAUAUUAUUAAAGCAUUUGCACGCGCAACUAAAGAAAUAUAGUCUCGCGACUUUAUUUAUCUAUAAGAUUG
Molecule: messenger RNA, 6510 nt
Organism: Pararge aegeria (speckled wood butterfly)
Lineage: Eukaryota; Metazoa; Arthropoda; Insecta; Lepidoptera; Nymphalidae
Gene: gek
Product: serine/threonine-protein kinase Genghis Khan
Exons: 48
Coding region: 241-5688 (1815 amino acids)
Biological process (GO): actomyosin structure organization; peptidyl-threonine phosphorylation
Cellular component (GO): cytoplasm; cytoskeleton
Molecular function (GO): protein serine/threonine kinase activity; ATP binding
Source: RefSeq, a predicted model, not a curated record